AUGUCAACUGGAACAGACGUAAACGGUGAAGUGACAAAGGAACAGUUGAACACGAUGGAUUCGGAGGCCAUGCAGCCGCCGGACUCUGGUGAGAAAGACCAAGAGAAGAAAAUGCGAAAUGAAAACAACGCACAGUUUAUUGUACUUCUAAAGGAUAAAGAAUCACUGAAGAAACAAAUCGAGUCGAAAGACCAGGAACUGGAAGCCGCAAAAUGCAAUAUCUACGAUCUUUCAAAGAAAAUAGAAAAGCUAGAAGAAGAGUCGAAGAAAAAGACCCCUAGUGUACGACAGAAAGACACGGUAAAACAUCCGACAGCGAGACAGAAAAUACGAAAACAGACAUCCACAUCCACGGUUGCUGUUAAAGACACUGCUGUUACUGAGGCGCCCGCACCGGCAGAAAAGGAUACAUAUAAAUACUAUUCGGAGAUCGCAGAACAGUUUCCGAAUAUUAAACUAUCAACGGUGCUCUCAGCAGAAAAGAAGUUCAUCGAGGCUGAUACUGAUAGCAGUGGCUCAAUAGAUGCUGAUGAGCUGGAGAGUCUUCUUGACAAGAACGACCUGUUAUUCACUAAACAACAAAUACGAGACAUUCUGAAAGAAGUGGACAGAGAUAACUCCAAUGAUCUCGACUUCUUUGAGUGUCUCGCGGUUAUUGAAAAGUUACAGACUCGACGAAAAACCAACUUACCGCCAUCUAUACAGAAUGCCCAAUCCAGCAAGAGCGCCGUGUGUACACUUCAGUAA
Molecule: messenger RNA, 747 nt
Organism: Saccoglossus kowalevskii
Lineage: Eukaryota; Metazoa; Hemichordata; Enteropneusta; Harrimaniidae
Molecular function (GO): calcium ion binding
Source: RefSeq, a predicted model, not a curated record